Molecule: messenger RNA, 482 nt
Organism: Coregonus sp. 'balchen'
Lineage: Eukaryota; Metazoa; Chordata; Actinopteri; Salmoniformes; Salmonidae
Source: the annotation of a GenBank genome assembly
AUGGCUGCAGGUUACGGUAUGGUAUAUGGCUAGCAUGGCUGUUGAAUUCAAGUUAUUCCCGUAAUAACCCUAUAAUGUUUCUCUGUACUGGUUUCUCCUAGGACUUCCUGAGGGAGUGAAGGACCUUCCUCCCGGGAUGGCUCUUCCUCUGGAGUCCAACCUGGUCUCCAUGCAGGGCAUCAACUUCAGUAAGGGCUGUUACAUCGGCCAGGAGCUAACCUCCAGGACUCAUCACACUGGGGUAUUACGGAAGCGUCUGAUGCCGUAAGCAUGUUGGCACCAGCCGAAAGCCUGGAGGAAGGAGUGACUCGCUACAGACCAAGUCUGGCAGGUCAGCCGGGAUGCACAGGGCCGGGGUUGGAGAGCUGGGCCUGAGCCUCAUCCCCCUGGCUCAUGACAAAGAGCCAUUAACACUCAAGGCUUCUGAAGACACCACAGACUCUGGAGGCAUCCGUGCCAGACUGGUGGCCAAAAGACUCUAA